CGAAACCCUAUUCCCCCCACCCAAGCACCCCUGCUACUUCCUCGGAACUCGAUUCUCUCGCAAUCCUCCCAUCCCCGGAUCCACAUCUACUGACGGUGUGUUCCGGACGCUAUUCCUUUCGCUGUGCCCCAGGUCUGUAGCAGGGGAUCUGUGCAAUGGCUUUCGCUAGUAGACUGGGAAGUGUGCUGAGGAGGACAUCGGCGUCCUCGAAUUCGUCGCUGCUCCAGGCAGUAAGAUGCAUGUCUUCUUCCAAGCUUUUUGUUGGAGGACUAUCAUAUAACACUGAUGACCCAUCUCUGAGGGAUGCCUUUUCUGGCUAUGGGGAUGUCCUUGAAGCGAGAGUCAUCAUGGACAGGGAGUCUGGCAGGUCAAAGGGUUUUGGAUUUGUUACUUACACAUCAAGUGAAGCUGCAGCGGCUGCCAUCAGUGCCAUGGAUGGCAAGGACCUUCAAGGACGAGUGGUAAAGGUGGACUACGCCAAUGACCGUGCUGGUGGAAUACGUGGGGGUGGAUACGGCACUGGAAAUUACGGAGGUAGCGGAUAUGGCACUGGUGGAUAUGGCAGCACAGGACAUGGAAGUGGCGGUGGUGGAUAUGGAGGCAAUGGUGGUGGUUAUGGAAGUGGAGGGCAUGGCAGUGGUGGGGCAUAUGGUAGUGCAGGAUAUGAUGGUUACAGUGGUGCAGCUGGUGGCGGUGAGUAUUCUAGCAUCCCCAACAAUGCAUCUGCUGGUGGAUAUGGCAGUGGCGGAAGCUACAGUAUCCCAAGCAACUCGGAUGGAAGUACUGGUAGCUAUGGCGGUGCUGGUGGGGGCGGUGAGUAUUCUAGCAUCCACAACAAUGCAGCUGCUAGUGGAUAUGGCAGUGGUGGAAGCUACAAUAAUGCCAGCAACUUGUCUGGAAGUACUGGUAGCUAUGGUGGUGCUGGUGGUGUUGGUGAGUAUUCUAGCAUGCACAGCAAUGUGGCUGCUAACGGAUAUGGCAGUGGCGGGAACUAUAGUAAUGCCAGCAACUCGGCUGGAAGUACUGGUAGCUAUGGCGGCGCUGGUCGUGGUGGUGAGUAUUCUAGCAUCCACAACAAUGCGGCUCCUGGCGGAUAUGGCAGUGGCGGAGGCUACAAUAGUGCCAGCAACUUGGCUGGAAAUACUGGUAGCUAUGGCGGCACUGGUGGUGGCGGUGAGCAUUCUAGCAUCCACAACAAUGCAGCUCCUGGCGGAUAUGGCAGUGGCGGAAGCUACAAUAGUGCCAGCAACUCGGCUAGAAAUACUGGUAGCUAUGGCGGCGCUGGUGGGUACAAUUCUCCCAACACCUAUGGCACCAGCGAUUACAACAACGGAGGUGGCAGCAAUGCAGUCUUCAGCGGAAGCACUGGUGGGUACAAUUCUCCCAACACCUAUGGCACCAGCGACUACAACAGCGGAGGUGGCGGCAAGGCAGUCUUCAGCGGAAGCACUGGCGGUUCCAGCAGUGGAAAUUCUGGCUUUGUUGGCGGCAAUUUCACAGGAAAUGUGAGCAGUACUGGCAGCUUUGCUCGAAAUGUUACUGAUACCAGCAGCCCCCAUGGCACCAGUUAUGCCAGAGGAUUCGGUGGCGGCGAGACUACUGGAGCUACUGACAAGGUACAGUACAGCCCCAAUAGCAACAGCUAUGCAGGAGGGUUUGGUGGCGGUGAGACUAUUGGAGCUAACAAGGUACAGUACAAUGGCCAAGACGAACUUCUGGGUGAUGACUUCUUUGAGUCGGAGGAGCGUCAGGCAAGCAGGUCGGCAUAAGCUCUGGUGUCGCACCCUUGCUUAUUGCAGUGAAGCAUCCUGAGCCAAGGUAAUCAAUAAUACCUGGUGGUGCUUCUUACAGCACAUGAAACACUCUUUGUGGGUAUGUUAAGAAGUAUUUAGUUAUUCUGCUUUGGUUUUGCAUGCUAUUUUGAGAGAAGUAAUAAGAGAUGGACAGAUGGUGCUUUUGGCAACGAUUGCAGUUUUAUCUUGUAUUGAGAAGGAAAUGCCUGGCAGCCCGCUGAUGGCAGUGACCAUAUGUCACCCCAGAGCAUGACCAUAUGUCAGGUUCAUCAUGUUGUGUAGGUGUCAUUCUAACACAAUAAUGCAUAGAUAAUCUUGUAACAUGA
Messenger RNA from Lolium perenne, 2119 nucleotides. RefSeq lists its product as uncharacterized. Gene Ontology annotation, molecular function: RNA binding. Lineage: Eukaryota; Viridiplantae; Streptophyta; Magnoliopsida; Poales; Poaceae. The record is from RefSeq and is a predicted model, not a curated record.